Messenger RNA from Aspergillus steynii IBT 23096, 1617 nucleotides. RefSeq names its product alpha/beta-hydrolase. Lineage: Eukaryota; Fungi; Ascomycota; Eurotiomycetes; Eurotiales; Aspergillaceae. The transcript has 2 exons. The record is from RefSeq and is a predicted model, not a curated record. The coding region runs from base 109 to 1575 and encodes 488 amino acids.
CCGCUUCGGUUUACUCCCGCGGUGCCGGUUCCACCGUCCAAUCGAACUUUUGAAUCGUCGACGUUUGGGCCUAGGUGAGUUCUAGGAUGGUGAGAUACGCUAGAUUUUAUGUAUGCUGAACGAUGCAUAAGAUGCCCUGGCAAGCAGCUGGUGACCCUACCCGAUGGCCCGGAUCCUGAGAGCGAAGAUUGUUUGACCAUCAACGUCUUUCGUCCGAAAGCACAUACUGAUGGAGAUGAGAAACUACCUGUCGCCAUCCUGGUCCCCGGAGGUGCCUUCAACCGGGGAGCGGCAAGGAUGCACAACACCGCGUCCAUGCUGGCCUGGUCGGCUGAGCCUUUCGUGGGCGUCUCUUUCAACUAUCGUAUCGGAGCCCCGGGAUUCUUGAACGCCCCUCUCACCGACAAAGAGGGUCUGCUGAACCUGGGAUUGCGAGACCAGAUUCUGGCGUUUGAAUGGGUGCAAGAAAAUGUCGCCCGCUUUGGCGGCAAUCCCGACGACAUCACCAUCCUCGGCUUGUCGGCUGCAGCGCAUUCGAUUGGGCAUCAUAUCAUGAACAUCAACCAAAAUAAAACCCUGUUCCAUAAAGCUAUCAUGGAUUCGGGAGCUCACACAGCUCGGGCUGUCCAUCCUCCAGACGCUAGUCUUCACAUAUCCCACUUUGAACAAUUUCUCUCCCUAACGGGUUGUGAUAAACAAACAGAGGAUGGUAUCCUUCCAUGCCUACGCAAACAGCCCUCGUCUACGAUCGUGGAAGCCUCGCAGAAAGUGUUCUGGGAUACAGACCCGUCCGUUCGCUGGGCCUGGCAACCGGUCAUCGAUGGAGACAUCAUCUCGCGUCGGCCCAUCGACGCAUGGAAAUCCGGCCGUUGGCAUAAAGUUCCCAUACUAGCGGGAUUCACCCACAACGAGGGUGCCUACUUCGUGUCGCCGUCCAUGACCACGUCCGAGGAGUUCACUCAGUUCUUUGCCACCCUGCUGCCGCAGCUAUCCCCGGACGAUUUGCGCACACUCGAUCAACUCUACCCGGAUCCGCUUCUGGUGGCUGACUCCCCGUACUUAGAGACGCGGAACAUGUCGGUCGGAUAUCAGUUCAAGCGGGCGGAAGCGGCAUACGGACAGUACGCUUAUAUAUGUCCCGUGCGGCAGACGGCGCAUUUGGGUAGUAGCAUGACCAAUCCGCCUAUUUUUCUGUAUCAUUGGGGCGUCAACAUGACCAUGCUGCGUGGAGCAAACCAUGGCGAUCAGAUGCGGUAUCAGACCUACAAUCCCGAAGUUCGAUCCAUUUCGCCUGCACAGGACGCCAUUGCAGGGACCCUCCAUGCGUACGUGACCUCAUUUAUCGUGUCGGGCGAUCCGAAUCGCGUACCGGGCAGAUAUCCCGACCGACCGCAGUGGCAUGCCUUUGUCACUCCGGACGAGGGCACGUCGGGCCAGACCAUGGUUCUGGGCAUGGGUAACGAUGAACGGGCGGGUGGCUCGCACGCCGGCGUCGUGGCGCAGUCGGUUCGCGAUCGAUUUGCGCAGGCUGAGUGUCGCUUUUGGUGGAAACAGACUGAAAACCCCGAGGAAUGAUAGGCGGUUGGGUGCUCGGGCUCAGAUUGGUAGCGUCCGUAG